UGAAGUCAAGUGUCGUCGUCGAAAGCUCGAAGCUCGGUCCAGUCAUUCAAAAUCGGCAGAGAAUGAAGCUCCCGCAAGCGGGCUUCCUCCUCUUCCUCCUGUACCAGCGCGCCCAGUUCGCCCGGGGCUUCGGCCCCAACCCCAAACCGAGUUUCAGCCUCGACCUUGACCACGGUCAUCGGAGUGACCCCCGAAACUUGAUCCGGACCCUCAAUGACCUCAUCGCGUACUACAAGUCCCACCCGCAGAAAGUUGACGUCAACCUCUUCUUCGGCUUCGCCAUUGUUGCCGGUCAGCUAGAGAUCAUUCAGGAGUCCAUCCCGCAGGGAUCAUCAUGGCACACACAAAUUCAGAAACUGAGGAACGACUUGACACAGUUCAGAGAGGAGACAGUGUGUUUGGGAUGCCCUCUCUUCAAUUAUAUCUAUGAUUAUUUGAAUGUGAUUUCUCCCAUGACGUGGACUUUCAGCGAGGGCUACAAAUGGCUGAAAUUUCGAGAUUUCCCGACAAGGCUGCCGCGACAACGCUACGAUGAGACGCUGAACCGUAACGCAUCGGACUUCUGCCUGCAGAGAAUUUCCGAAGAAUGCAACGCUUCAGAAGAGUGCAUCGCUAUGGAGCUGAACCCUUCGAGCACAGGAUACGCUUUAACUCAUCAAAUCCUUUUCCUUAUCUUAGCAAAACAGUUUGGCUGUGAGAUCAAAUUCAAAGGAGAGAUCCUAGACGCGGAGGAUAUAAUUCAACGCAAAUGUACUCAUGCGUUUGUGGAGGCGCAUGAUCUCUAUAGGAAGUCAAUAUUCCGUGAUCCGGUGGCUUGCGAUCUGUUCAUUGAACAAAUUGCAGUAUGCGGUCUGAUGAACAUUGUCGAUUUCUUCGAGAUUCGGCGCUGGUUUGAAUUUAUUCUAUCUUUACAAACGCCUGAGGGAUAUUUUACUUGCAGCAAUUACCAUACAAACGUGCCAAG
Bemisia tabaci is the source of this 964-nucleotide messenger RNA. The record is from RefSeq and is a predicted model, not a curated record. Lineage: Eukaryota; Metazoa; Arthropoda; Insecta; Hemiptera; Aleyrodidae.